CGCCGCCUCAUGCAAACCUACUUGAGUAGAGGACUCUUCGCUGGCAAUGAGCUGUUCGAAAUGCAUUUACAGUAUGACUACAUGAAGGAUCUACAGUGGCAGGCGGCAGUCUUCAUGAGACCCUCGUUCUAUAUAUGCUGCGCUUUUGUAGUUGUGACAAUUGGUCUAACAGCUGUUGCUGUGUCUAGCAGAAAGACGGAAUGUAUGAAAGCAGUCAAGAAAAAGACAACUGAAGUGUUAGCUGCCAUGGACACUAAGUCUAGUAAUUCUUCGCACUACACCGGGGACUCCAACUCACAAGCAGUUAUUCAGCAACAAUUUGAGGGGAGAAGCUUUAUCACCUGUUUUGAUAUCGCAGCGAAUUGGCAGCUCAUUUUUGCGCCGCCUAAAUCGGCUCACACAUUUGCCGCUCUCAAUGGUUUGCGUUUUGGUAGCACUUUAUGCGUCAUCCUCUAUCAUUAUUUGGUUUUUCUCUGCACUGGUACAAGAAACAAGUUGACGCUUUUCAACUAUCAAGUGCAGAUCGGAAAUGUAGAUAUAUUCGUGGAUAUAUUCUUUGUGCUCAGCGGCUUCUUGCAAGCAUACAAUCAUUUUCGGAACGCAAAAUUAUUGGCGAUGAUACGUAAGAACAAUUUCGUACAAAAUUUAAAGUUAAUUGGAGCCCACUUAUUUCAUCGCUAUUUGAGACUGGCCCCCAUGUAUUUCCUAGUCAUCGCCAUGUCAGACUUUGGUGCGGCAUUGUCCGACAACACCACUUUAUUCCACAUCGAACACAAAAUUCAAGUGAAUUGCGCAAAAUAUUGGUGGCGAAAUGUAUUAUUUAUACAAAAUUUCUACGAUCUCAAUGAUGCUUGUGGUAUGUGGACCUGGUCGCUGGCAUGCGACAUGCAAUUUUCAUUAUUGUCCAGCAUUUUGCUCUUCACAUAUGUCAAACACCCGCGACGUACAAAACUCUGUCUUGUUACGCUCGUCAUCGCCAAUAUUUUGUACACCUACUUUAUCGGCCUCAAAUUGAACUUCGAUCAUACACUCGAAUCCACGUUUACCUAUUUGACAGAAAUCUACAUCAAUCCUUUGUCACGCAUUUUGGCUUACAUUUGCGGCAGCAUUGCUGGCUGGUGGUUCGUAGAGCAGCGGCGACUACCAUUUGCUUUGAGUAAAAGUAUUCAGCGAUUUUUUGGCCUUUUGCUGCCGCUAGUAGUGCUCGGCUGUAUAUUGAAGCCACCCUGUAACAGUCUUUCGCCGCUGGCAGCCACUUCAAUUUUGCUAUUGGAACGGAUUAUCUUCAGUCUGGCGUGUAGUAUUUUAAUUGUAUGUAACGCGUAUGGCCAAAUACGUUGGUUUUUUCGUUUCUUCGAGUCCAUUGUGUUUCAGAAAUUUAACAAAGUUGUUUAUGCAAUGUUUAUGUUGAAUCCAAUUUUCAUAUCUGCGUUGACAGGUUUUAGCCAAUCGCAUUUGUAUGCCAAUCCUUUGAAUUUGGCGUUCGAAUUCAUCGGAGUUGUUGUAACUUUAGUGUUAUUUUCAACACUUUUUACUUUACUCUUCGAUAUACCCUAUCAAAAUUUAUCAAGACUGCUGAUCAUUCAUCAAGACAAGCGGAAAAUUGCCUAA
Messenger RNA from Rhagoletis zephyria (snowberry fruit fly), 1611 nucleotides. RefSeq lists its product as uncharacterized. The record is from RefSeq and is a predicted model, not a curated record. NCBI's taxonomy places the organism in Eukaryota, Metazoa, Arthropoda, Insecta, Diptera, Tephritidae. Gene Ontology annotation, molecular function: acyltransferase activity, transferring groups other than amino-acyl groups.